Messenger RNA from Debaryomyces hansenii CBS767, 810 nucleotides. RefSeq names its product mitochondrial 54S ribosomal protein bL28m. Gene Ontology annotation, molecular function: structural constituent of ribosome. Gene Ontology annotation, cellular component: mitochondrial large ribosomal subunit. Lineage: Eukaryota; Fungi; Ascomycota; Pichiomycetes; Serinales; Debaryomycetaceae. Bases 1 to 810 code for a protein of 269 amino acids. The transcript has a single exon. The record is from RefSeq and is a predicted model, not a curated record.
AUGAUGAACCGAUUAAGCACAGGGUUGUUUAGGGGGUUGGCCUCGGUGCCACGCAGUGUUCCUAGUGCGAUAAUGACGGCCGGAGGAGCCAUGAGCCACAUAAGAAGCAUGCACCAGACGAUGCCAACGAUGGAAAAAUACUACAAGAUCACCAAAUAUGCCAAACCAGUUGACGACACCAAAUACCAGGUAGGCGAUUCCGCCGAGGGGUUGAGAAUUCCGUUAUUCAAAAAGCAAUAUCCUAAUUAUCAUUACGAAGCAAUGUUCUUCAAACGUCAGAACAGAGGAUUAUACGGAGGAUUGCAGAGAAAGAGAUCGAAAACGUGUUCUGAGUCCAAGAACAAGAGCUUAAGGGCACACAAGCCUAAUAUCGUGAAGGCCAAGUUGUGGUCCGAAACAUUGAACAAGACGAUUGCCACCAGGGUGUCGACCACCGUUUUGAGAACCAUCACGCGUGAAGGGGGUUUAGACAAUUAUUUACUCAAGGACAAGCCAGCCCGGGUGAAGACCAUGGGAUUGAAGGGGUGGAACUUGAAGUACGAUAUCAUGAAGAAACAGGAAUUCAACAAGUUGCCCAAGGUGGAGAAGGAUGGCGAUGUACAACAAGUGUACUAUGUCCACAGAGACGGCAUGCAGGUCACAGUGGGUAGGAAUAAGUUGCUCGAGGAGUUAUGGCAGUUUGCCAGCAAAGACACAUGGACCCCAAUCACCUGGAAGCAAUUCCUCCUGAACCACACGUACUUGACGACCGAGGAGAUCGUGGAUAAGUUGCACCAUUACAACUUUGACUUUUCAAAGGUGUCGGCGUAA